Molecule: messenger RNA, 555 nt
Organism: Peniophora sp. CBMAI 1063
Lineage: Eukaryota; Fungi; Basidiomycota; Agaricomycetes; Russulales; Peniophoraceae
Source: the annotation of a GenBank genome assembly
AUGCACUCCUCUCGGUUGUCCUGCCUCGUUCUUCUAGCUCUCAAUCUCUUUGCCACGGCUGCGCCUGCUGGUAAGCCACGCGGCCACGCUGGCACUGGCAAGCACGUCGAUGCAAGCUCUAAGGAGUCCGAACUCGAUGCCUGCCAGAUGGUCAACCACGUCCCUCGCAGCGAAGAAGCCAUAUGCUCGAAUCUUCUUGUCGGUCUCAAGCUCGUCGAUCCCCACUAUACGACGAACGGGACAGGCGACCUGGCAACUACUUCCCGCACUGACGUUGCUCAGCGCGCUCCUGAGGAUCCGGAUUGCGUGGGAUCUCACUGCAGCACAAAUGCACUCGCCAAUAGGAUGCUCGCUACGCCCACCCACGAGGCCUUUGUACCCAAGACGGCUACAUGCACUGGCGACGCCUGUAACGGGAAAGCUCCAAAUUCCGGAAUGCCCGCCGAACCGACGCGCACGAGUGCCGAGCCCACUCGUGUUUACGAGUCUCGAGGCCCUCGGCUCGCCCGGGGAUGUCCCGCGCAACUCUUUCCUUCCUCGAAUCAUGCUGCAUAA